GCCUGGUUGUCCUAUAAAAGGCACGCGCCGGCGUGCGGCCCUUCUCUCACCAGGCGUCCUCGUAGGAGUGACAUCGUCUUUAAACCCCGCGUGGCAAUCCCUGACGCACCGCCGUGAUGCCCAGGGAAGACAGGGCGACCUGGAAGUCCAACUACUUCCUCAAGAUCAUCGUAAGUGCGGAGCGGGCUGGGGCGGUCGCUGGCCACAGUGAUGUGCAGCUGAUAAAGACUGGAGACAAGGUGGGAGCCAGCGAGGCCACACUGCUGAACAUGCUGAACAUCUCCCCCUUCUCCUUCGGGCUGAUCAUCCAGCAGGUGUUUGACAAUGGCAGCAUUUAUAACCCAGAAGUGCUGGACAUCACAGAGCAGGCCCUGCACUCUCGCUUCCUGGAGGGUGUCCGCAACGUGGCCAGCGUGUCUCUGCAGAUUGGGUACCCGACUGUAGCCUCUGUGCCGCACUCCAUCAUCAAUGGGUACAAGCGUGUCCUGGCUUUGUCUGUGGAGACUGAGUACACCUUCCCACUUGCUGAAAAGGUCAAGGCCUUCCUGGCUGAUCCAUCUGCAUUUGCGGCUGCUGCCCCUGCAGCUGCUGCCACCACUGCUGCCCCUGCGGCUGCUGCAGCCCCUGCCAAGGCUGAAGCAAAGGAAGAGUCGGAGGAAUCAGAUGAGGAUAUGGGAUUCGGUCUCUUCGACUAAUCCCCUCAACACAACCAAGUCAGCCUGCUUAAUUUGAGAAAGAUGGAAAUAAAGGCUUACUUCUCUUAAAA
Molecule: messenger RNA, 766 nt
Organism: Mus pahari (shrew mouse)
Lineage: Eukaryota; Metazoa; Chordata; Mammalia; Rodentia; Muridae
Gene: Rplp0
Product: ribosomal protein lateral stalk subunit P0
Exons: 5
Coding region: 117-695 (192 amino acids)
Biological process (GO): cytoplasmic translation; ribosomal large subunit assembly
Cellular component (GO): cytosolic large ribosomal subunit
Molecular function (GO): large ribosomal subunit rRNA binding; structural constituent of ribosome
Source: RefSeq, a predicted model, not a curated record